Molecule: messenger RNA, 2655 nt
Organism: Pristis pectinata (smalltooth sawfish)
Lineage: Eukaryota; Metazoa; Chordata; Chondrichthyes; Rhinopristiformes; Pristidae
Gene: vhl
Product: von Hippel-Lindau tumor suppressor
Exons: 3
Coding region: 119-640 (173 amino acids)
Source: RefSeq, a predicted model, not a curated record
GCGCACCGAUUGACAGUGCAGUCAGCCAAUCAGUACGUUGGUAGGCGGGUUGGGGGGGUGGGUGUAGCUUUCAGUGACGUAGGCACCAGGCUUGAGGCCCGCUGUUGUGCUGCAAGCGAUGCCGGAGAUCGGGAACCCCGAUGGAGGAGCUGGUGUGGGCCGACUCCGCUCCCACCACAGCCGGCAGAACUCCUUCGUCACCUUCUGUAACUGCACAGGUCGCAGCGUCCGGCCAGUCUGGAUCAACUACCACGGGCAACCCGAGACCUACGCCGAGAUGGCAGCGCAGAGCGGCCGCAAGAUGAAUACCUUCACAGGUCACCCCUGGAUGUUCCGCGAUGCAAUCUCUGACGACAGACUUCUUGUCAAUGGCCAUGAUGUCUUUGUCUCCCCCCCAGGCCAGGUGAAUGAGAUUGGGCAGCCUCGAUACAUCAUAGUUAAGAUCACCAUACCAGUUUACACACUAAAGGAGAGGUGUCUGCAAGUGGUGCGCAGCCUCGUGAAGCGGGAGGAUUACAGAAAUCUGGAGAUUGUCAGAUCACUCUGCGACGAACUGGAGGAUCAUCCCCAGGUCCUGAAAGAUCUUCAACGACUUCAGCAGCUGGCUGAACAGGAAGAAAAGAGCCAGAACUUAGAGUGACGUCAUUCCUUUCUUCCCCCACCCCCUCUCACCUAGAUCAACACUGGUAUAUUUUACAUAGGCAACCUAUGAACUGUGAUCUACCGGGGUGAAUAGAACGAACGUCAUCACUCAAUUUAAAUACGCCCUAAGAACAGUGACUCUCUAAUGUGACUAUGACACAAAGCUGUUGUCAAGAUUCCAACUGAUCAAUUAAUUAUUUAAUUGUUGGCAUUUUUGUAUUUUCCUCCUUUAUCUUCCUAUUUCUUGGACCAAAUGUUUUUUUUUACAUUGCUGGUGUGGAAAUCCUCUUGUAUCUUUCAGUGAAUACAGUGCUUAGUGAAUUACUGGACUGCCAUGGGCCUGUCACUAUCAGGCAGCAGUAGAAGUAAGUAGAUUUGGCCAGGAAGUUGGGGUAGCUCAGGUCUCUCGCAUGGGUGUCUGAGAAGCGAGUUUGCAGUUUAUUCUACAAGAGGGUAGAACUGGCUGGGAUCGAGAGAAAACACAGUGCUAAGUGUGUGAUACAAAAAAUGGUUAGUGUGUGAAACUGCUGCCAAGUGCAGCACUGAAGGAGCAAAAUGUGGAUGUAACAAAGAGGAAACUGGGUGACACAUGAGGAAUGGAAGAAUAAAAUUUGCUGAUGGAGCUGGAUAUAAUGGGCAGGGGAAGACUCACCCAGAGUAUAAACAGCAGCAUGGAGUAUUUGGGGAGAAUGCCCUGACUUUGUGUAGUUGUUGAAGGUGGCAUAAGCAUGAGUUUACUUGAGAAGCCAGCUAAGAUCCACAAAAUUGUAUGGCUCCUCACUGGGGAAAGGCUUUCUUGUUUAAACCUUAAAUUAAAAUUUCAGGAUAUUUGUAUGUGAGCUUGUGGUUGUUUCAUGUACUGAGCUCCCCAUUUGUAUGUGUUUGUGCCUCAACUAGCCCAUGUUGCCAGUUUAUUCUGCAUUGUAACCUCUGAAGUUCAUUAUUUGCUGCUGAGCUUGUGUUUAUGGUCCCCGGUUCUGGUCUUCUCUUUUGUCAUAACCCUGAAGACUACUGUUUGGUCACCUUAGACUUCAAUGUUUCCUAGUAGAUAUAAUUUCUGUGUUUCACUAUCAUCCCGGUAGAUUUUCUUUUCACCAUCUGGUCACUUCAUAUAAUUUUGCUAGAUGAAGCAGAUCUGUACCUGGUGCUGCUGGUACUCUAACCUCGGUGCUGUAAACGUUGAACAGAACCUUCAUGUCUUUCAAUUCUGUCCCCCUCCAGAAAUUCCCCUAGGAAUUCUCACUUUAUUUUUGGCUGCUUCCCUAUGUUACUACAUUUUAUAGUGAUGGUAUGGCUGUUCCCAGUCCUCUCCCAAUCCCUCGAUUUUCCUAUGCUAUUUAGAAACUUACUUUCCAAUGCAUAAACAGCCUCAUUCUUCCUUGUCCAAAUGUGUCACCUCACAGUUCUCCAUGUUAAAGUUCAUUUGUCAAUUCCUGCUCCACUCUACAAGUUUGUCUUCCUUUAUUUUAUCUCUAGACCUUCUCCAUUACUGCCAAUGUUUUAAUGUGUCUGGAAAUAUUGAAACUGCUUUUGGUACUGGUCUAAAUCCUUUGUGUAAAUACUAAACAGUGGAAGUUCCAGCAUUGGUUUGAGAGGAAGACUGCUCUCACCUCUCACCUCUUGUCUUGUUAGGGCUUGGGGAUUUUUGCUCUCCAUCCCACAACACCAGUCAUUCCCUUGACCCAACAGCAAUUCUGUGUGACAACGUUUCAUGUCCAAGACCAGACCUGUGUCUGCAAGACAUUCAGCUAUGCAAGGCAUGAUUGAUGCUGAGCUUGUGAAGUUCUAGUGGUAACACCCUAACAAGACCAUGACCUGAGCUCAGCUACUGAGUCAGACUAAAGUGGAUCUACAGAAUUCAUCGUACAAAGGUUGAUGUAAAUUUCAGGCAUCCUUUUAUUGCAAACAUUACUUGCUUUUUAGUCACUGCACCUGUGAUGUGGGCACAUUAAGUUCUUUGUAUAUAUUUUGUAUGUAAAAAUUGAAUAAAGCUAUUAAAAGUAUAUUGCACAA